CACAUGGCAUUAUUUAAUAAAUUAAUUUCUACAUUAACACCGUCAUGCUGAGCUUUAAUGAUUAAAGUCAUUCACACGCACGCACCAAGUCUUUCUUGUACCAUUGAAACUUAAUUCAUUACAUUCAUGCGGAGCGGCGCGAGAAUAUGGUUCCCCUCGCUCCCAGUUUGCUGGUUAUCAGCUUACAAAAUGUUUGAAGCCGUCCCAUUCGAACGGCCCACUAAUCUGUAUAUCUGCGUCCCUUUCUGCCUUGUAUUGCGCGUUUUUCUUCUUUUGCCGCGUCAUAUGCUUGCUGUUGAGGCAUGAGCAUAGAUCGCAAUGUUCAGUCGAGGUUGCUUGUUGUUUAAUUUGCCGCGCGUUCAGGUUCUGCCGCUUUAGACCUAAUUGAUCGAAGGUCCUUUGUCUAAGAGGUGGGAUACAUGGUAAUAAGAGGGUAUUGGGGUAACUGCGCAUCUUUCGGCGCAGUCAGUCGGCGGGCCCGCCCGCGACGCACGUGGCGACCUAUCUUCUUUACUCUUACCAAUUUCCCGCGAACCCUGUGUUUAACUUUGAUUGAAUGUGACUUGAUUAAUGGAUACCCUGGAAAUUUAAUAACUAUAGUAAGUUGCGCUUAGCGAUCGUGUUCCGUAUUGACUGUAUCACGGUAUUGUGAUCGGGUUAAUUGAGUAACCCGGAGAUAAUUAGGAUAGAGUAAACUGUCGUGUUGAGAGCAAUUAAGGAUGUGAACUUCAUCAUCGGGCCGUCAAUGACGACAAAAAUUAUCUGACCCCAUCGGAAAAUGCGGUCACAGGCAUCAAAAACUUUGAAGAAGGGAGUUGUGAGCAAAACAGGUUUCAAGGCACGAUCCAAUACUAAGCAAGUCAAGAAAAAACUCGUGAUACCCAAAAAGGGAAAGAAUUUGGCGAAUAAAACCAUAUCGAGAAACGCUAAAAAGACAUUAGAAGAUGCUAUCCACCAGAAAGAUGAGGAUGAAUCUUCUAAUUCAGAUAAAAGCUAUAGCUCUGAUUCAGCAAAAGCGGGAACAUCAAAAGCUAGUUCAUCGCGUAGUGCCUCGCCUACAAAAAAGACAAAAAAGGAUCCCAAGGAGAAAAAGGAGUCUCCAAAAGGGACAGCAAGUAUAAAGAAAGUUUUGGCAAAAAAAUGUCCUAAAAAACCCAAAUCCCCACCAAAAUCUAAAUUGAUAACGGCAACACAGGGGGAUGACAAUGAUAAUAUUAAGUACAAAAUUAAUUCUUCUUUACCCAAAAAGCUAACAUCGAAAGUUGCUAAAGCUAAAGUGCUUUUAAAGAAAUCUAGUGGAAUACAAAAAAAGAAAACUACACCUGCAACUAAACUCGAAGGAUCAGAUAAAGAUGACAAAAAGGACGAAAUUAUGUCUCAAGAAACUAAAAGUAAGGAAUACGGGGAAAACAGUAAAGAGAUAAUUGCCGAUUCUAAAAAUGAGGCUGAAAACCCCUAUGAUGAAAAACCUGAUGAUAAAGUAUGUUUCAAUAAUAGUGGCUUAGCAAGUACUUUUCAAAAAACUUCUGCGUUAAAUUCGACUGAAACAUCAGCUAAAAUUGAAGUCGAAAGGCCCCCUAAAUUUUUUACUUCCAGUCGACCGCCACGAACGGUUGAUAUUGAUGUCAAGUGUUUUAAAAACUCUAAAGGCAGCCUUAGCGUUUCUGAGAGAUUUUUGUCAAUGAAGUGCGAAACAAAGACAGACGAAAACACUAAGGAAAAGAGCGUCUUAAAUACCUUGGUGACACCUGGUCCCGAAAUUGAUGUCUAUACAUUUACCGAAAAAGUAGAUUCCCCGAAAAGUAUAUUGUCAGGCUUCCGAAGUCCUGUAAAUAAGAACGUAGGUCGGGUGCGUCCGAUUGCUAGAGUAAAAGGAACUAUUAUUGACAAAAAAGAAUUAGAGAAAAAGAAGUAUUCGCCCCAUCGCCCUAUCGAAGAAGUUGUCAAACAGCUAAAGGCUAAGAAAGGUAAUGAAGAGCUAAAUACUGUUCAAAUUGAUGCAAACUCAGGCUUAGCUGUAUCUGCAGUUGAUAGUAUAGACAAAGAAAUUGAGGAAAAACCAAUAGUUAGUAAGUCUUACAAAAUGGUGGCACGUAAAUCCAGUAUCACAGGAAAACCAUUCAGUCCAAUUAAAUUUCUUGAUCAAGAGCCUGUAAUAAAUAAGAGUGACAAAGAAAAAGCUCUUAAAACAUCCCCACCUACUAAGAAAACAACUUCUAAAGUGAAAAAGUCAAAUAAGAAAAGUAGCCUAUCAGAUGAAGAUAUAGAUACAUCUAAAUUUGCUCUUAACACUAAAUCAUUCCAUUAUACAUCAUCGGAUGAAAGCCACAGCGAAUCAAACGAUGAUCAUGACUCAAAAGACUCCUCUGGCUCUGAUUCACCUAAGAGCAAGAAAACUAAAGCUAAGAAAUAUAAACGCAUUACUGAUGGGGCUAAGAAAAAUACUUCCAAGGAAUUAAAAGAACUUUCUAAAGAUUCUCUCAUUGACCUAAAAGAUGAAUCUGUUUUACUUGGAGGCGAAAAACCAAGUAAAAGGAGACUAAAACUAUUAUCUAUGUGGUCGGGGCCUAAAAAGCACAGAAUGGCUUCACUUAACGCCAUUGCUAAAGUACACUGUCUCUACGAAAAUGAAAGCAGAACACAUAUGGAAUUAGGUCUUAUGAAAACAAUUGACAGGCCUGUGCUACCUAGUACAUCUAAAGCGACUACAGUUAAAAAGAAAGAAACGAAACCAAAAGAAAUGAAUCAGGGAGAGACCACAUCUGAAUCUGAUUACGACAGUAAGAAAGACAAUAAAAAGGAAGAUAGUUCAGAGAGCUCAGAUGAUAAUCCACCAGUUCAACGAUCUUUACGAGGAGUGCCUGGAAUAAGAAGCGCUGGGAAAUAUUGGGAUCCCAAAUCGUCAACCUCAUCAAGCGAAGACAGUGAAUUAGAAUCUAAAAAGAAAACUGUCAAUGUUGACAAGAAGAAAUCCACUCCUAAAGCAUCAUCAAGCAAAUCUGAUACAGAAAAACCUCCGGCCAAAAUGAAGAAAACUGCCGGAGUGCCUGUAAAAAAGAAACGAAAUCGAAACGAAGUCGUGAUGGAUCUAAAAGACAUGGUUGUACAAAAAAGAAUGGCGAGUCUAAAUGCCACCGCUAUACUGGCGGCCAGUUACGAAAAACGAUCACCUAAAUCUAGCAAGGACGACACGACGUCGGAUUCUUGUAGCGAUGAGUCUUUUUCUCAGAAGCCAAAAAACGGGGUAAGUUCCGGCGUUAAGUCGGAAGCAAAAAACGAAGAAACUAAAAAGGAAAAAGACGAUACAACAACAAAGGAUAGGAAGCAAAAGGUUGAAGUGAUUGUGAACCAAGACACUGACGUCACAAUUACCGGAGUUUAUUCGACACACCAUCACGAAGGCUUCUGUACCGUUUCUGGGAUGCAAUAUCGUAUAUCCUCAACCAGUCACACCCAGACGACGGCAACUGCAAAUUGCGACAAGGAGGGCUGUUCCCGUGAAGAUGGGGCCCGCUACACGCCCCUCUCAGCCCUGUCGUCCAUGCAGCCUCCGGCCGAACACGUCCACACUCAUCCGCAUCCAGUGACCGAGCUUGGAGGGCUGGCGCGCCGAGCUGCGGGUUGCAGCGCCUUCUCCGCGCCCUCGCCGGCUGCUCACCACGAACCAGGAUACUACCAGCCGGCCGGACCGCUGAUCAAGGAAGCUGCUGGCGACACAGAGCGCGCGCUCGCGCGGUACCACCCCCCGCCGCAUUACCACGCCCCGCACCCACCGGUACUUCAGCAGUAUGGGCCCUACUACCCAUCUGCUGAUCUCUGCUAUCAGUACUAUAGGCCGCCGGGGCGCUACCAUCUGCCGCCACCGCAACCCGACGCACCGAUGGUGGGAGUCGCCAGUGAUUCGUAUCCUCCGCCACAAUACUACGGCCAGCCGCCGUGCUACCAGCACUCACCACAGAGGAUACCAUAUGUCGAAUACCGCGGAUGCCCGUGCCCAAUUAACGCGUGUCCAAAAAACGUCCUUAUUGGGCCCGCUACUGGUAAAGCCCCUACCGGUGGCGGCCCGGCAGACGUUCCACCUGCCCUCGCGCCGCCCGGGGGCGCCUUCCGAGCGAAGGUGCGGGCGUGCGCGCUGGACGCCGUGUCCGACACCCACGGAAGCGGAAAGGAUCCGCCUCUAGAACCAGAGCCGCCGGCAGCAGCAGACGCUCCGCACCCGUGUCCUGUGCCAGCCAUAGGCGGCGCCUCGCCGAAGCGGGAGUUUGACGUGCGCGACGCGCUCCGUCUACCGCGGGAGCUGCCCGGCCCCGAGCCCGGCCCGCCGUCACCCGCACGAGGCUCGGCCGGUGCGUGCGCACCACAACCACCCCCGUCAGCGCCGCGACGCGCGCGUCUCGGCAAAGCCAUGGCUCGCCGCUCCCUUGCCGGCGACGACACCGGCUUACUCCUCCAACCACCGACCGCGUCACACAGCGACGCCGACGAUGACGUGCUCGCUAUCUCCCCUCCUCUCUGCGUUCCCAUCGAUCUGUCCUCUUCUGAUGAACGAACGACGCCUCUAGUCGAUGUUAAGAAGGAGAACGAGGGCCCGACUUAUUCCCCGCCGCGAAAGGCAGAGACGCUCGCCCUACGAGAACACAAUAUGGCCUUGAUAGAGGCAGCUGCGGCACCCGAUGCGCCUGAGACGGUCAAGCGGAGAUACUCCAGACCGAAGCUGGAGAUUGAAAUGAAAGACGCGGAACUAGAAGAUCCUUGCCGGACAAACGGCAUUGGCGAACAUGUGAAACUCCAGAAGCGCAGAAAGGUCUCGAGCGAACAGACCGAGACCCGCGUCGAGACAGUCACGAGAGAGCCUAAGAGGAAGACCCAGAAGCCGAGGCGGACACCCAAAACGCCCGCCGCGGAGAGAAAAUCUCUGAAGAGGAAGUCAGAUAAGUCCGCGGAGGAACCGGAGGCAAAGAAAGCUGUCGUGGAGCACUCUGCCGUCAGCGAGGACCCGCGGCUUAAGAACGUGGCUGCGCUUCCAGAAGAUACCGUCUCCAUGAAACCCAAAACUAAAAGUGCCGUACUGCUCGAUAAUUUGUUAAGGAAAAAUAGUAUUGAUAGGUUGGACGCGAAAGGAUACGGCUCCGACAAGGAGAUCAAUCCCGCUGAACUAUUCUUUUCACCGAGCGAAAAUAUCGCGCAAACAAAAAAGACAUUAAAUAUCAAUAAUAAUAUUGUGGAUACCAAUGGUACCGUCAAUGGCGUUAGGUCCGCGGGAUCGCCCGUGAUAGAGAAAAAAGUAACCAAGAAAGCGUGUAAAAUAGAGAAAAUCGAUUCUAAAAUAACGCACAAUUUAAAAUCAGUAUUAAAACCCACCGAGAAACAGGAUUACGAGGAGGACGCUAAAGUGCCAACAAAGUGUGAAACCGAAAAGAAUAGUACCGUGGUCUCUGACGAAGCAACUCUAACAGAGGCCGUAAAGGACAAAAGUGAGGCCGAUAAAGACAAAAGUGAGUCCGCCACGGAUGAUAGUGUCAGUGUUAGUAAUAAAGUUCCCGAAGUGAAGAAAGCGGUAAAGAAGCCUGAGGCCGUUAAAGAGGAUGCCCCGAAGGAGGCCGAGAAGGAAACAGACAAGGAAAGGGCCAAGGAGGUUCCGAAGCCGGUGAAGCGGUGCAAGCUCGUCGACAAGGCUGUGGGAGAAAAGGUGAAACUGUUCGCAAAGAAGCCCGUGAUCAAGACCGACGAAGCUGCUCUCCUGGUGGAGGACGCGUGCGCGUCGCCGACGCCGAGUGCGGGGCGGCCGCGGCGGGUGCGGCGGCGGCGCUCGCUGGCCGGCGCCGCGCUGCGCCGCCGCCGCGCCGUGGCGCCGCCGCCCGAGCUGGCGCUGGAGCCGCGCGCGCCGCCGCGCUGGAGCAACGGCUGGACGUGGGACGGCGAGGAUCACAUCUCUAAAGUCUACCUCAAUAACGACAGCCGGCUGGACCGCACGGCGCGCUGCUGGUCGCGCAUGACGCACGCGAGCGGGGACCGCGUGGCGCGCGGGGACUGCGUGCUGCUGCGCGCCUCCUCGGCGCGCGCGCAGCCCUUCGUGGCGCGCGUCGCCCGCCUCUGGGAGAACCCCGACGACGGUGAAAUGAUGGUGUCCCUCGUGUGGUACUACCGGCCGGAGCACACGCACGGCGGCCGGCAGCCGGACGACGCGCCGGACGAGGUGUUCGCGUCCCGCCACCGCGACGCCAACUCCGUCGCCUGCAUCGAGGACAAGUGUUACGUGCUCACCUUCAACGAGUACUGUCGAUACAGGAAGCGGCUAAAAGCUAUCGAGGAGGGCGUGACAGUGGCGCCAUCUAUCGUGCCGCCGAUGCCGGCGGCGGACAUCACGCCGGCCGUGGCCACGAACGACUCCAAGCUGCCGCCCACAGUCUCCCCCGAGCUCGUACUCUUCUGCCGCAAGAUCUACGACUUCCGCUCUAAGAAGAUCCAGGUCCCUAACAAGUGAAAACACCAAAGUUAAUUUAGGACUCCCUCGUAGACCCUAAUACUAGUACAAAACGUUCCCGGUGCAAAUAGUAGUAUCGCCAUUUUUGUAUGAUUAUUCGUACGCCGUUCCCCUGUGUUGCUAUGUGACGUGAUUUGGCGUAUCGCUACUUAUGUUGAUUUCGUUUCGUUGAAGAAGUAUCAAGUGAUGCCUUUUAUAAUGUGUAAGUAGGUUGUAAGUGACGGACGGUUUGUGUAGUGAUAGCGACGUAUUAUCUAUAAUUUGCUUAGAGUGCGCUGCGUCCUAUUUAUGUAUAAUUUCUGUAGGAACUGAGUGUAAAAUUUAAUCUAUUUUCUCGUAGAUGAUUGGAUUACGGCUAACGAUAAGUUUCGAUUAGGCUGGAUGUAAAAGGCAUUUAUAAUUACUUUUAAUUUACCUUAUUGUUACAUUGUUGUCAAUGUAGAGUCUAUAUUAAAUUAUUAUUUUUAGUUAAGCAUAUUAUUUUAAAUCAGUGCAAGGCCUGGUCCGCUACCGGCCGAGGAUCUCCCAGUUUUCUGUUUACGUUCCUUCACGUUCAAAUCAUUACCAUAUUUACAAUUUUUUACGAAGCCAUCAAAUGAAAAAAUAUUGUGUGAUAAAGUUUGAUCAUUGUAUGUAUCUAUUAUCAUGUGAAAUAAAAUCAUUAUGGAUUUUUUUAUGUAAUACAAUCAAUUGCUGACAAAUGAAGCUUGUAGUGAUCACUCUCUGUGACGCGUACAUCGCACACUGCUGAGUAUUUACAGCUGACACAGCGUCGCAUAACAUUAUUAUGAAUCUUAACGCCAUGUCGUAAGGUCUGUUUUAGACUGUUUUUUGGAAUUUACAAGGUCCUAAAGAAUUGGAUUGUUUGUUCCCUCAGUGUGCGAAGUAUAGCGAGUGCGUGAAUGUAUCUUUACCUAUGUAUACAAUAUAUCAGUCGUAGUUUUGAACAUAUACAUGUAUUGAGUAGAUAUUUCUAUUAAAUAUAUAUGUGGAGUACUCUGCCUUGGAAGGAAUUGAUUUAUAUACUGCAUUUCGGCUCUCUGUACGAUUUCGGUUUUCCCAUUUCUUUACGAAGACUGAGCGAGGCGAGUGUCUCACGCCGUCAAUUGAAUCGAAAUUCGAAAAUGUUACAAUUUCGUUUCGCGCAAUUUUUCAUCCAGUAAUAAACAUAAAAAUGAAAAUAACAAAUGGGAACAUUGUAACAUAUUUUAAAUGUAAUGUUAGAGCGUUAGUGUAUCGGUCGCUGAGUGGAAAAGAGAUAUAUGAGCGACUGUAAUAGUGAAAUCUCUUUAUCAUUAGAGACAUAAUUUUUAAGUAGCGCAGUACAUAAAGUAAAAAAAAAGUAUAUUUAACGUUAUAACUCCCGCGUGGAAGUUCGUCAAAGGGCAUUUAUACGUUUGCAACUUCUGUAGGUACUUACUUCCUUCGCUGAGUCUGGCCAUCAAAAGUUAUACCAUAAAAACAGCAUACAAAAAGGUGUACACAUAUGUUUGUUAUGGUACAACUUUCGUGGGCCACACUACUAUCCUUGACGUUUAAGUUGAUGUUGUUUUUGUAAAUACGCCUUUGUUAUUCCUCGCAAAAUUUAUUAUUCCGGCGGAGAAGAAUCUAAUUCGAAUUAAGAUGAUAAUUGUUACAUAUAACAUCAUCACCGCCGGUCUAUUCCAAAGCAUUAGUUCUAUGUCUAUUUUCUUUUUUUCAUUGCUUCAUGCCAAAAAAUUAGCUGCAAACAUAAUUGUUCAGUAAUAUGAUACCAAUCUCGUCUACUUAGGUUACAAGAAUGUUAACAGAGGCUGCGACUUCCCCACUGAACAUUUCUUUUGGCGUGACAUUUUACCAAUGUCUUGGACAUGGCGGUUUAGAAAAAACGAAAAGAUAUGGAAUGCUGUAACUAUGAAAAAAAUAGGUAUUCCAUCCAUCUAUAGAUGAAUAUCAAUAACUUAACACAUUCACUGCCGGGUCACUGGCAGGCGGGUUCUCCGUUUGUAGGCGCUUUUCGCUACAUACGGUUUUUACCGUGGUAUCAGCUGCUACGCUCUUAGCGAGUAGCUCACGUCACGCCGGCACUGAAUGUGUAAAGCCGCCUUCCGUGCGUACACAUAAGAUUCAAAAUCGUUUAACUGCCAUGUCCUUGUUACCAUAACGACUAAGAAAGUAUGCCAUUCUUCUAUACUGUACGUAUUGAUUGAGCCUAAGUGAUGUAGUUUUACUGAAGCCCGUAGCUAGAUUAUAGCGCGUAAGGUGCCAACUGAGAACAGAAAUCGGACUUUUUAUUUAUUCCAUAAAACUGGGAUUAGGUACUUCACAAUAAAGUCCAAAUUCGAAAGAAGCGGGUCAGUUUCAUGGAAUUAAUGGGAGAUAGGAAUCUUGAAAUGAAACAAAAUUGUCCCCAGUUUUCGUAUGCAGACUCUGAUAACGUUAUUGUCUUCUCAUUAUUAAUUAAUUAGACUAAAUAAGUAAAUUCCAUAAUAAUUAACUACUAUAAGUGAGAACUCUCCCUUGCUUGUAGACCAUUUGUUACCCGUUCUCAGAGUUGCAGUCAAUGAUUUUUUUUAGAAUUAGUUUUACUAAUAAGAAAAAAAUACCUUGUUUUUAUUAUUUAAUUUAUUUGUUUCAAUGAAAAUUAUAUAGGUAUAUUUUUAUUAUUGUAAUCUACAUAGUUAUGUUGGCUGUAAUUUAAUAUUGAUGUAAUUAAUAUAUGUAUUUUUAUUUCAA
This is a messenger RNA of Cydia splendana, 9199 nucleotides long. RefSeq lists its product as uncharacterized. The record is from RefSeq and is a predicted model, not a curated record. The transcript has 13 exons. Gene Ontology annotation, cellular component: chromatin silencing complex. Gene Ontology annotation, molecular function: transcription cis-regulatory region binding; chromatin binding. NCBI's taxonomy places the organism in Eukaryota, Metazoa, Arthropoda, Insecta, Lepidoptera, Tortricidae. The coding region runs from base 779 to 6484 and encodes 1901 amino acids. Gene Ontology annotation, biological process: negative regulation of DNA-templated transcription; heterochromatin formation.